Aphanomyces invadans is the source of this 1641-nucleotide messenger RNA. RefSeq lists its product as hypothetical. Bases 74 to 1096 code for a protein of 340 amino acids. Lineage: Eukaryota; Oomycota; Saprolegniomycetes; Saprolegniales; Verrucalvaceae. The transcript is spliced from 8 exons. The record is from RefSeq and is a predicted model, not a curated record.
CCCUGCCCCAGUGCUCCCAGGAGCCCCAACCCAGCGAACAAUCGGCAACGUUGGCCAUUUUGCUUCCGCCAAGAUGGCAGACUCGGUGGCCGCGGGGCUCAUUGCCGUUGGCAUUGUCAUCGCGAUCGCGCUGAUCCUGCUGUACAACUCGAUUUACGUCGUGCAGCAAGCCGAAGGCAUUGUCAUUGAACGCUUCGGCAAGGUGCAAAAGGUGCUUGACUCGGGCAUCCACUUUGUCGUGCCGUUCGUCGACAGCCCACGCAGCUUCAUGUGGAAGAAGGUCGUCGCGGGACUCAACGGCCACCUGGAAACGCGCGAUGCGUCGAGCUACCGCAUCGACUUGCGCGAAAGCAUCUUUGUCUUCCCCGCGCAAGAAGUGUACACUCGCGACACGAUCCUCUUGGACGUGCACUCGGUCAUGUUCUACCGCAUCGUCGACAUCAAGAAGGCUGUGUACGAAGUGGACGACCUGAACAUGGCGAUUGCCAACGUCGCGCAGACGCAGCUCAAGGAAGUGUUUGGGAAUAUGACGUUCACGGAAGCAUUGGCGUCCCAGAGCACCAUCAACGCCUACAUAAAAAAGAGUUUUGGCGAGCGGUUCGCGCAGUGGGGGUUGGUGGUGGAGCGCAUGGAGGUGCUCGACAUGCUUCCGAAGCAAGGCACGACGAUCGCCGACGCCAUGAAGCGCCAAAUGAUUGCCGAGCGCUCGCGUCGCGCGGACUUUAUCCAGGCCGAGGGCAAGAAAGCGGCGAUGCGCCUAUUGUCUGAAGGUACCAAGCUCCAGAAGUACAACAUGGGUGUGGCGGAGCAAGAAUCGACUCGCAAGACGUCCGAAGGGUUGGCGGGGGCCAAGGUCGAGUUGGCCCGGGCGGAACGAAAGUCGCUCGAGUUGAUCUCGGCGGCGUUCGAGGCCGAUGGCGCUUCCCAAACGGAGUAUGUCAUCUCCCAGCGCUAUAUGGCGAUGUUCCUCAACAUGGCGCAAAACGUGGACAAGAAGUCGCUGUUCUUUCCCUACGAGACCAAAGGCUUGUCUGGCUUGAUUGGCGACUUGCGAGGUGUCUACGGCCACAACCGAACGGUGCGAUCGUGUACUUGAUGCUCGUGUGUCGUGACAGGGGGGGAAUGCGUAGGGCGCGGUCCCGCCGGAGCAGUCGAUCGCCAAGCAAAACUUCAUGGCGUUGAAUUGAGCGCACGACACCGAGUCGAACGAGCGCAAUGUACACAUAACAUCCUAUAUUGCAUCCUUUCAAGUCUUUCGUUCGCUGCAGACGUGGUCAGGGCUCCCCCGGAACAUGCAGGCACUUCGUUGAAUCGCACGGACCGGCAACGUCGUGCUGGCAUCAAGUUGAGUCAUCGGUAAGACGAAUAGGAGAGGGACUCAGCAUGGGUGCCUCCAACUCGCAACGGAGGAUGUUCACCUGUGCAAUGAGAUAGACCCACAAAGAAGAUGCUGGUCCGCGCUCGUGAUGGCAAACCGAUCGCGCGGCAUCCCCGCGGCACGACUCUUGGAUCUCCUCCUGAUCCUGUCCACGUUGUUUAUGCGCUAAUAAUUUGCAGAAGCGUUGCCGAAACCAUCGAUUUAACGUUCCUAGCAUUUAAAAGGACCAGUACAUUCUAGCAAUAAAUCGAUGUAUUCACAAA